Molecule: messenger RNA, 3408 nt
Organism: Ixodes scapularis (black-legged tick)
Lineage: Eukaryota; Metazoa; Arthropoda; Arachnida; Ixodida; Ixodidae
Product: nose resistant to fluoxetine protein 6
Exons: 16
Coding region: 59-2347 (762 amino acids)
Molecular function (GO): acyltransferase activity, transferring groups other than amino-acyl groups
Source: RefSeq, a predicted model, not a curated record
GGGACACGGAAGAUGAAAGGCAGUCGGGUUCCUGGCUUCGAAGCAGUCACCCAAGAAAAUGCAAGUAGAAGCAAGCAGAGGGCGAAAGAAGGAGACUGCGCAAGAAGCGUACGUGUACGACUUUCAAGAUCAGGCGGCCUCGAAAGAUGCUGACGAUGGAACCACGACGACCUCGACAGAAGCCGCCGUUGAGGCGCAGGAGGACGCUCCACCGAACGUCGAAGCCUUCGUUCAGGACUUCAUUGAUAACGGUUAUCGGAAGGUCCUACCCGUGGUGACACAAUUUGGAUUCGACCCUGCCGUGUCUGUGGAGUGCUCCAAGAGUCUGCUCAAAUUCGCUCUGGCAUUCAGAAGACUGGAACCAUGGGCGUUGCGAAUGGUCGAUGCAACGGGCAAAGUGGCACCUGGACUUCUGAUGGGCACACUCGGGGACCUCGGUAACUUCGACGAGUGCCUGGCCACCGCCGUGAACAACUUGUACGGGGAGCGGGACUUCUCCGGGAGGUUUUGCACGGUGUACAUGAACUUUAAGAAUAACUCGUUCGUUUCCAAGAUGGUGGACAAGUUUCAGCAACAGGGAUACCUCAUGGACUACAAAAACCCGCUACGCUGGAUCAAGAAUCACAUGGCCAACGGCGUUCGCCAGUCAGCUUGCAUCCCGUCCACUUGCUCGGCGGAGGACCUCGCGUAUAUUCUCAACACGAUGGGCAAAAAAAUCGGCAUGGUGGUUCGCAUUCGUGGCUGCAAGGCGGAGGGGGAGACCAAAGUCACCGGCUGGCAGACUGGAAUCCUCUCCACGCUCGGAACUAUGGCAGCCCUGGUGUGCGUGGGGACUGGAAUAGACAUCGCUUUGCGAACAAUCUUCAAAGCCAAGACGCAAGGAAGACCGAGAGGCGUUCUGCUGGAACUCGCACUUGGCUUUUCGAUUGUCUCUAAUACGGAAAAGCUGCUCAAGACCGACCCCAGUGAUCCAGCUGAUUCAAAGUUGCAGUUCAUUCACGGUCUUCGGUUCUACAGCUCAACUUGGGUUAUGUUGGGGCACGCCUUUUUGAUCGCCGAUCCCACAGCUACAGGUUCUUUGAUGAACGUCGUGGACCUGGUGGAAGAAUUUAUGACCACACUGAUCGCCAACGCGUUUCCAUCCGUUGAGACUUUCCUGUUUAUAAGUGGAUUUUUGUUGUCGUACAACGUGCAAAAGUCACUUAGGAACAAGACCAGGCUGUUCCUUUGGGUCCCACUUAUUCUUUUGCGUCGUUAUAUACGAUUGACCGUGCCGGCCAUGUUCAUUGUGGGAAUCUGGCUUCUGGUUCCUCUGAUGGCCGAUGGUCCGGUGCUCAAUGACUUCAAGGCCACCUUUCUGGAUACCUGCCAGAGGCGGUGGUGGUCCGUGAUGCUUCACACAAACAACUUUGCUCCUUUCCUCGAAAUGUGCCUGGGGCAUUUAUGGUAUAUAAACAUCGAUUUCCAGCUCUACGUUGCUCUCAUAUUCAUCCCCAUUCUCAUGAUCCGGCGGCCUUACCUGGGAAUUAUGAUCGCCGCAUUUGCCACUGUGGCGUCCUCGGCUUACACCGGUAUCAUAAGCUACAUCAUGAACUACCAGCCCGCCAUCAUCUUCACACAUACAGACGUGAGUUACACUAUUGGCACGGCGAACCAGAUUUACUUCAAGCCGUUCUCUCACAUCGGACCCUUCUGCAUCGGCGUGGUCUUAGGAUACUACAUUUACAUGGCUCCAAAGAUCAGGCUCUCAAAGGCGACGGAGCUGCUGUGUUGGUCGGCAGCAGUGGCCUGUGGCGUGGCCAUUGUGUUUGCACCCCACAAGUGGUACACGGACCAUUCCUACUCCAUCUAUCGUCCGGAAUGCCUGCUGUUCGCGUCACUGCAUCGUGUUGCUUGGACACUUAGCGUGGGCUGGGUCGUCUUCGCUUGCGCAACAGGCAGAGGAGGGUUCGUGAUGUCUUUCCUGUCGUGGCCUGCUCUGGUGCCCCUGAGUCGGCUUUCAUACGGCGCUUUCUUGACUCACGUGGUCAUUCUGCUCGUCCAAACCAUGACCAACCGCGAAAGAAUCGCCUACACGUAUAUGGUCAAGACGAUGAACUACUUCUCCGUCGUGAUGGCGUCCUACCUCUGCGCCUACGUCCUCUUCUUGUUCUGCGAAGCGCCCGUGGCAACAUUGGAGCGAACCCUCCUGGGCGGACGCAGGUCUCCAGCGACCGAGAUGGAGCCGACAAAGCCGAACUCGGAACCGGCAAGAACCACGGAAAACGGCCAUCAUCACGCUUGUGGAUUUGUACUUCCAGUUCGAUGUGGAUCUACAGAUGAGAGCGCCCAAAGGAGCCACCUCUAGUCGGGACUCGUGGACGAACGUCCAAUCGAAGAUCGUACCCACGAAUUUUGUGUCAUAAGUGCUGCACCUAGAUUGACGCUCUGAACUUCCGUGAACUCCCCAAAUGUUCUUGAGUGCGGAAAGUGUGGUUGUAUAGUGACACGCGAUGAUGACGGAGUGAUAAUUUUGUUGCGCGUUUAGAGAAUUCCAUUUGUGAAUUAACAUUAAAAAUAUUGUCUGUACGUGGAUUCAUCAGGGACAGAUAUACACACAAAUAGCUGCAUCGUUCUGAACUGCAUCCCAGCAAAGGGUGCUGAUCCUUCUAUAUUCUGCUCCUUACGGUCAUCUUCAGAGCUAACUGCUCUAGGACAAUUGCUACCUCUGCGUGCUUCACGCCAGAUCUAAAGAGUCGGCUCCGUCGUGCAACAGGGAUUACUCGCUAAGAAUGUGGAAUCGAGGCUUGGGAUAGGCGUGACUCCCACAGGGCAUCUAUACUUCGUUUCACAUCAAGUCCUGACGCAGCAGAUAUUAGGAGCUGAUGGGACAGACCAGAUAGCGUUAAACGCGCACCAUGAUGGUGUUCGUCAUGUUGCUCUACCUGCUGGUUGGUCCCAUUAGCUCCUAGCGUCCGCUGCGCCCGAACUAAAGCCGAAACGAUGUAUAGAUCAACUGAACUCUGUGACGUCACAUCGCUGAGGUGGCGCUGCUGUCGGAACUGCGCAUGCACAGAUCCUUCGCCUCGUGCGAUUCUGGUUUGGGCAAACGCGGGCUUGUUUAUAACCGUGUGCUGGUCAAUAACAGUACUUCGGGUUGGGAGUUACCGACGGGGAUAAAAAGUAUAUGUAAGUCCUUAAAGCAUAGAACUUUAAGUGUGAGUGCGAUGAAGGGAAAAAUAAUACAUCGAUGACUUUCCCAGCGUGUGUAACUCCAACGUCAUCAUGGUGACUGCGAAAUGACUUUGUGUUAGAGAACAGAAGACGGCAAAAGAAGGAACACAGAGAAUGCACGAGUGACCUGAUUUUUUUAUGAUAUUAGUGCAAGUCGGAUCACAAUAAAGCUCUUACACGUGAUUGCUGUUCAAG